GUGCGUUCUUGGAAAAGAUCAUUACCACCCAGCAAAGGCAGAAGGACAGGAGCUGUGGACUACACCGUCUGAGCCCACCAGUUUAAUCAAUGGAAUGUGGUUUUUUUCAAGCUGUUUUUAUUACAAUCUAAAGAGGUAAAUGCCAGCGAGUCUAAGGAGGGCGAUGGGCAGGCGCGCAGGUGAGAGCCGACUCCCCAAAGAAAGCGCCUCGCACACGGGAACUGUGUCACUCUACCUAAUACACAGUUUGACUUUUUGAGGACAGACUCCGGAACACAGAGACAUGUCAAGAGACAGCAUGACAGCUGUACAUGGAGCCCACUCACACAAUGCAAGCCCCGCUUCACCGAAAGAGAAUGGACACACCGCGCCGAGCGCCGCUCAGCCAGACGUCAACUUUCCCCCACCUUCAGCUGGGAGUGUACCCGAAGAUGCCCCGGUGUCUUCUACCAGCGAGCUGACCCAGACCUGGGUCCACUUCGCUAAAACAUUCGUUCUCAUUUUUCCUAUUUAUGUAUUGGGCUAUUUUGAGUUCAGUUUCAGCUGGUUGCUGAUUGGACUUGUUAUCUUUUUCUGGUGGAGGAGAAACUCAGGAGGGAAGCUUAACCGGCUGAGCCGAGCUUUGGCUUUCUUUGAUCAAGAGGAGCGAAGUGCCAGUCUUACGACCUCUGAUUUACCACAAUGGGUUCAUUUUCCAGAUGUGGAGCGGGUGGAGUGGUUAAACAAGACGGUGAAACAGAUGUGGCCAUACAUCUGCCAGUUUGUGGAAAAAGUGUUCCAUGAGAUGAUCGAGCCGACUGUGAAAGAGUCCCAUGCCCAGCUCAGCACCUUUUGCUUCAGCAAGAUCGAUAUAGGAGAUAAACCCCUGAGGAUCAAUGGGGUCAAGGUUUACACAGAAAAUGUGGAUAAGCGGCAGAUCAUUAUGGACCUGCAGAUCAGCUUUGUUGGAAACACUGAAAUCGAAGUGGACAUCAAACGCUACUACUGCAAAGCCGGCAUUAAGAGCAUCCAGAUCCAUGGUGUGUUGAGGGUGGUGAUGGAGCCGUUGCUAGGAGACAUACCUCUUGUUGGAGCUCUGUCCCUGUUUUUCCUCAAGAAGCCACUUGUGGACAUAAACUGGACUGGCCUCACCAACAUAUUGGACAUCCCUGGGCUUAACGGCUUCUCUGAGAACCUGAUUCAAGAUAUAAUCUACAGUUAUGUGGUUUUACCAAACCGUGUCACUAUCCCACUGGUCGGAGACACGGAACUGGCCAGUCUACGUUUUCCAAUGCCAAAGGGAGUCCUAAGGAUCCACUUUCUGGAGGCUCAGGAUCUGGAAGGGAAGGAUAAAUUUCUGGGAGGGCUGAUCAUGGGCAAGUCUGACCCUUAUGGUGUCCUGCAGAUCGGAAACCAGCUUUAUCACAGCAAGACUGUUAAACAGACCCUUCAUCCUAAGUGGAAUGAAGUUUAUGAGGCUCUGGUUUAUGAGCCCUCAGGUCAACAUCUUGAGAUUGAGCUAUUUGAUGAAGAUCCAGACAAAGAUGAUUUCCUGGGGAGCCUUAUGAUUGAUUUAACUGAGGUGCACAAAGAACAGAAAGUUGAUGAGUGGUUUGAGCUGGAAGAAGCACCCACAGGGAAGCUCCACUUAAAACUUGAGUGGUUGUCUCUGUACUCUACACCUGAGAAGCUGGACCAGGUGCUACAAUGUGUGCGUGCAGACAGAAGCCUGGCCAAUGAUGGGUUGUCAUCAGCUUUGCUGGUCGUCUAUCUGGACUCAGCUAAGAACCUGCCAAGCAACCUGUCAGAUUUCACCUAUGAUGGGUUGAAGCAAGUCUCAGUUUUUAAGGCUCUGAAGUCAGCCAAGAAGACCAGCAGUGAACCCAGCCCUUAUGUCCAGUUCACAGUUGGACAUAAAACACAUGAGAGUAAGAUUCGGUACAAGACCAAGGAGCCUCUGUGGGAGGAUUGCUUCUCGUUCCUUGUCCACAAUCCCAGGAGACAGGAGCUUGAGGUGGAGAUAAAAGAUGACAAGCACAAAUGCACCCUGGGUAACUUGACAGUGCCUUUGAGUGGACUGCUUCAGGAGGAGGACAUGACGCUGACUCAGUGUUUUUCUCUCAAGAACUCUGGGCCCAGCUCCACCAUCAAACUGAAGAUGGCCCUGAGGAUCCUGUCUCUGGAGAAGCAAGUAUCCUCAGAACUGCCCUCAUCAGUUCAGGUCAGGAAGUCAAGUGUGCCGCAGCCAGCCACAGCUGCAGCCCCCACCCUGCGACUGUCAGCCUCUGAAUCCCCGCUGCCCCCGCCCACACCUCCACAGCCUAUGCACACUUCCACGCUCACCCUGCAGCAUCGGGACGGCGAGCCGUACUCAGCCAGCCCUCGCCACAGCACCUCCAACCUGAGCAUCUACAUGUCUAGCUCCCAGAAACACCAGUCUCACAAGGAGUCCACCCCCAGCCUGGCCUCGGACAUUUCUCUGCCCAUCGCCACCUUGGAGCUCCAGCAAAGGCUUCGUCAGCUGCAGAAUGGCUCGGCUCCCAGCCAGUAUCCCCUGGGUGAGGUCCAGCUGACUGUUCGACACAGCUCCCAGAGGAACAAACUCAUUGUGGUGGUGCACGCCUGCCGCAACUUGAUCGCCUUCACCAAAGACAGUUCAGAUCCCUUCAUACGCCUCUAUCUACUGCCUGACAAGAGCCGGACGGGGAGGAGGAAGACGAGCACGAUGAAGAGGACUCUUAACCCUGUUUAUGAUCAAACGUUUGAGUUUAGUGUGUCUAUGGUGGAGCUUCAUAGAAGAACUCUGGAUGUAGCAGUGAAAAACAGAGGGAGCAUCCUGUCCAAACAUAAAGGUCUUUUGGGAAAGGUACUGGUAGAUUUAAGUGGAGAUGAUAUAUCAAAAGGAACCACACAGUGGUAUGACCUAAGUGAAGAUGGUUCGUCGUCUCAAAGCAUCAGAAGUAGUCAAGAUCCACUCCUCACGUAAUCAAAAUACUUCUCUCCUGUAAAACAAACAUGAAUACAUUCAUCUUGUUAAUCUGCAGGUGCAUCAUGCUGAUGUAUUAAUUUAUGUUUUCAUAUAGUUUAUGGAAAUCAUUUCAGCAUGUAAGAAGUUUUUCCAAACAUUUCCUGUUUUAUGUCAUGAUGACAAUUGGAAGAUAUUGUACCAUGCCGUACUGUGUUGAAACACACUAACUGCCUUGUCUCUAUUUUUUGUGUUUUUGUGUAAAUAUGAACAUGCUAAAAUGUAUUACUGCAGGAAUUUGCAGGGGUUUUAAUGACAUUAUGUUUCCUUAAAGGAAUUUUUUUAUUGAGAUCUGUCCAACAGCUAUUUUUAAUCCAGUCUAGCAAAAUGUGACAAAUUCUUUGUUUAUUAUAAAACCUCUAACCAAAGGAACAGAUUCAGUCACUAAAGUAUUAGUAAGUAGCAUUUUUCUUUCUUUUUUUUUUCUUGUCAUGCAGUGUUAUUUGUUUGUUACCUCCUGUUCUUCUUUAUGCUUGAUCAAAAACAUGGAAUGCACAUAUGCAAAUGAUGAAAUGUCUGCUCUGUAUAUUUUUGGAGAUUUGUGCAAUAUUGGUGGUACUGAAUAUAGUCUCAGAUACUGAAAAAGGGGCAUUUUAGGGCUAUGAACAAGUGCUGCACAUUACAAACACUGUAAAGGAUACUUGAAUAAGAGUUUGAUGGUUCUAAAACCAACUAUGAGUCAAACUAAAAAAGUAUCAGUGAAGAUAAUUAUUGCAUUAUGUGAGCAGGCUGAUAGAAUCUGUGAAGAUGAUGCAUCUAUGUCUGUGCUUGUAUAGGUUUUGCAAUGCGGUUCAAACUGUUUGUUGGAAAUUUUAAAUAAAUUUCUUGUUAUAAAUCCCGUGCCUUAAUAACACACUGUAUUUUUUUGCCUUCUUUACGUUAUUACUCCAAAUGAUAUAAUGCCUGAUGGUUUUGAUGAAUAAAUUGUUUCUCUU
Molecule: messenger RNA, 3939 nt
Organism: Melanotaenia boesemani (Boeseman's rainbowfish)
Lineage: Eukaryota; Metazoa; Chordata; Actinopteri; Atheriniformes; Melanotaeniidae
Gene: esyt2b
Product: extended synaptotagmin-like protein 2b
Exons: 23
Coding region: 284-2965 (893 amino acids)
Biological process (GO): lipid transport
Molecular function (GO): lipid binding
Source: RefSeq, a predicted model, not a curated record